Messenger RNA from Phlebotomus papatasi, 1247 nucleotides. It is a transcript of the gene Yod1, whose product is annotated as ubiquitin thioesterase OTU1. The coding region runs from base 136 to 1059 and encodes 307 amino acids. Lineage: Eukaryota; Metazoa; Arthropoda; Insecta; Diptera; Psychodidae. The transcript is spliced from 2 exons. The record is from RefSeq and is a predicted model, not a curated record. Gene Ontology annotation, molecular function: cysteine-type deubiquitinase activity. Gene Ontology annotation, biological process: endoplasmic reticulum unfolded protein response; protein deubiquitination. Gene Ontology annotation, cellular component: nucleus; cytosol.
AAUGCAAGCAGUACAGUAUGCGCAGUAUGUCAGUCGGGUCAGUCGGAGUGACGUUUAGGUUUGGAGGUGAACCACAACAAAGAUUUUCUGGAAGAAAAUCUUAAGUUUUUCGCACUAAUUCAUCGACAAAACACCAUGGGAUUCUCACUAAAAGUGAAAACAAAGACUGGACAACAUAUCCUACGGGAUGUGUCACCCUCCCUCACGCUAUCACAGCUCAAAUCGCAAAUAGUGGAAUUUACGAAACUUCGUCCGGAAUCAAUGCACAUUCUCGUGGGUUUCCCGCCUAGGAAACUCAAUAUGUCCGGACUGGAGGAGUCCAUAACGGCCAGUGGGAUCGUUAAUGGGGAUACAUUGAUUGUGGAGGAGGUUGUGGGUGAAGUGCCGAGUGUUGAGCGACGGGAAGAUGCUCUUCUAGCUGCUCAGUCAGCUGCAGUGGCUGAUGAUGAGUUUGCUGGGCUUCUGCUGAAGAAAGUCGUGCCAGCAGAUAAUUCGUGCCUGUUCACGAGCAUCGGAUAUGCCCUCAAUGGGACUGUCAAUACGGAUUGUGGAGUGUUGAUGAGACAAAUCAUUGCUGAACAUGUGGCUGCGGAUCCUGAUACGUUUAGUGAAGCUUUUUUGGGGCGCCCCAAUCGUGAAUACUGUGCUUGGAUUUUGAGAGAUGACUCCUGGGGUGGAGCUAUUGAGGUCUUUAUCCUGUCGAGUUUCUAUGGACUGGAAAUUGAUGUGGUGGACAUCACAAAUGCCAUCAUAAAUCGCUUUGGUGAAGACAAGAAUUAUGGUCAGAGGAUUUUUCUCCUCUUCGACGGAAUCCACUAUGAUCCUCUGUACCUAGAAUCCCUCACGGGAGCAACACCCCGGACAAUCUUCCCAGUUGAGGCUGAGAGCAUUUACAUGCAAGCUGAACAAUUGGCGAAGGAAGCUCAAGCUUCUAAGCAAUUUACGGAUGUCAAUCGCUUCACACUGCGUUGCCUGGUGUGUGAUUGUCAUCUGGUGGGGCAGGUGGAGGCCCAGGCGCACGCCAAAUCUACCGGACACGCAAACUUCGGUGAAGUCUGAGCGCCAAGUCAGAUCGUACACCUCCAGUCAAUCGCACCCAAUUGAUAUUAAUUCUCUGGAAGGACGACAUACGGUGCAUCACGUCAAAUUGAACAGUUAUAAAAGAAAUUGUACACAAAAUUGCAUUUUCAUCAUUAUUUUUGCCCCCGGAAAAAUCUCAAAUAAAAAAUUUCCCUCAUAAAAAAAAA